AUGGACUCCUGUCAUAUUCUCAGAUUACCCGACGAGUUGCAAGUUGCUGUGAUUGAGCUUCUUCCCGGCGACGCACUCAAAGCUACCCGCGCAACUUGCCGAAAGCUUAACAGCAUCGCAUCACCCUACCUCUACCCUGUGCUAUACCUCUCAUGCCACCAGCUCGAUCUCGAUGUCUUCCGACUUGUCGCAAACAACCCCCUCCUUAUUGGUGGCGUCAAAGAACUCGUGGUCGAUGAUACCACCUUGUCUCCUCGUCUCGCCAACUGGGAGGUCUACAAGACUGUAGCCUCGUACCCCGAAAACUGGCCUGACCGCAAGAUGUCGUAUUGCUGGGGAGAUGAAUUCGAAAACGAGGAUCGAGUCUGGUCUACCGAACCAGACAAAGACUUCCACGCUCUCUACAAGUCUGUUCUCCGAGGCCAUCACACGAACCGCCGAAGACAUGCCGACAUCAAUGCCCUCACACGAGCCCUACCUCUCUUCAAAUCACUGCGAAGCGUCGUAAUCAGCAACCGCACGGCCGAUGAUUGUGAGGGUAUUUUCGAAGGCGCACAGAGUGAAGAGUCGAGCAGCCCAGUUGUCAAGAUGUGGAGGCGCCUUGGAGACUCCAAGCAAGAGCGACCUCCUUUCCCACCCAGAUGCGAUUGGUUAACCCCAUGGAACGAGCAUAGCCCCAGUGUCAGGGCGGAAAUGAUGCAGCCGGAUUGGUAUCAUGACAGAUUGGACAUUCUGAUCAACCGAUAUGGUCUACCAGCUCCCAAGGGUCAAGUCCAUCUGAUAGACAACCGAGACGGCCGAUACCCAGCGACAGGAAAUCGCAUGAAUUAUCAGAGAGUACAUGCCGAAUCAUUCGAUUGGUCUGACCUCAAUUGGCUGGAACCAGGUUAUUACUGUCGAACAAUCGGGCGACAAGCUCGGGCUGUAUCUGUCGCCCUCGAGGUCCUCGGGGACCCGCGUAUACGACUCACUGAAUUCCGGGUUGAUGCCUCUCUGCAGGUCGUUGACCCUCUUGAUGAGAACGAACCUUUAUGCCUGCCGGGUCUCUCAGUUCUGCUCUUCGACAGUAACUCCUCGCCGCUUGUGCCGAAGCUGACAUCAUCUUUCUCCAACCUGACCAAGUUUCAUCUUGUCCUGAGUGACCAUAAAGAGAACGAGGAUGAUUUCGAUAGUGAUGAGGCAAUGCGAAUACUGGACCAGGGUCACGUCGCCACUAUUCUUAAAUCUAUGCCUCAACUAGAGGAUCUUCUCCUCGAGCUACAUGGCGUGCCGAUAUUUUUUGCGAUGCCACCUAUCAAAUUCAGCCGACUUCGAAGUGUCGAGUUCAGCUGCAGCGAGCUGAGUUCUAAGCUCCUCCUCAGCUUUCUCCUAUAUCACUCCCUGACCCUCAAGACCCUCAUUAUCCGAUACUGUUCUAUAGAUCCAGACAUAUGUGAUGAGACGUGGGUGGAGAUUAUGGAAGAGAUCCGCGACAUGCAAGAUGAAGGAAUUCUGAACAUUGACGAUGGGCAGGUCAUCGGUGCCUAUGACCAUGCGCCCUGCCGGGGCUGCGGAAGAACAAUACCCUCGAGCCGGAAAACGAGGGUUGAUGGCUAUCCUUGGGAUUUCGAGGAUGACGAAGGGUCAUAUGUUGGUUGGGGCUAUUGGGAUACAGAAAGCGAAGGUGGCGAAAUUGAAAAGGAUGGCGGAGGCGAGCAUGAAAGCUCCAGGAUCUGA
Messenger RNA from Fusarium proliferatum ET1, 1716 nucleotides. RefSeq lists its product as uncharacterized. Bases 1 to 1716 code for a protein of 571 amino acids. The record is from RefSeq and is a predicted model, not a curated record. Lineage: Eukaryota; Fungi; Ascomycota; Sordariomycetes; Hypocreales; Nectriaceae. The transcript has 3 exons. Gene Ontology annotation, molecular function: protein binding.